This is a messenger RNA of Acytostelium subglobosum LB1, 993 nucleotides long. RefSeq lists its product as hypothetical. NCBI's taxonomy places the organism in Eukaryota, Evosea, Eumycetozoa, Acytosteliales, Acytosteliaceae. The annotation marks the transcript as partial. Gene Ontology annotation, molecular function: protein binding. The transcript is spliced from 4 exons. The record is from RefSeq and is a predicted model, not a curated record.
AUGGAUACUUUUGUAGAGGCAGUACGUGAUAUGACAUUGUAUGAACAAAAGCCUGUGUUCCAAGAGGCCAUCAACAAUUUGAAUAUACCAUCACAUUAUGCUGAGAGAAUAACAGAGGCAACAUUCCUGUUGUUGAGGUCAAAGGAUGCAAUGGAAAUGGAACUCAUUGAAUUUGGCCUUCAAACAUUGAAGCAGAUUGAGGCUCAGACCAAGGAUGAAUCAGAAUACAAUGUUGAGAUAUGUUACUGUCUUGGUGCUAUCCUUUGUGAAUAUUCCAAACUUAUUAAUAUAGAUUAUAGACGCAAGAAGGAUGACCUACUACAACUUGGAGGAGACUUCUUUUCAAAGGCUCUUGGAUAUCGUCCACUACACAUGCCUUCACUGGUGGGCAUGAAGAACAUGCAUUUGGCCCAGGCAGACAUUGCCGAGACAGAGACCCAGGUGGUCAACUUCACUGGCAGGGCCAAAGAGUACGAGAACUACAUCGAAGCCGUCAACAGGGGCGAGAAUGUCGGCAACUAUCCAGCAGCAAUUUAUACAAAGAUCAAGAAGGUGCUCAAUCACAAGGACACUGGCGCCAUCUUCUUCAAGGACAGGGCGUACGCCAAGGCAGUUAGCGAGUAUUACAGCGCCAAGUUGAACUUGCAUGGAGUGGAGUCUUCUCUCAAUGGUGUUCACUAUGAAGAGUUGAGGAGGUUAAAGUUCACAAUCCAAAAUAAUAUUGCUAUCUGCUUGAUGUUCCAGAACAAGAUAUCUCCAAAUGCCACGAGGAUAUUGGAUGAAGUGCUGACUGAGGAUUCAAACAAUGUCAAGUCAUUGUACUUGCGUGGAAAGUGCAACCUGGCGAUUGGUAGCUACAGAUCAGCCGAGCAGGACCUCAAGAGAGCGUUGUCCUUGGCACCCAACGAUCAGACCAUCAUGAAGGAGUUGGCCUAUCUGGAACAAGUUAAUGAUCGUGCAGGCGAGGCCAAAGGAUUCUCAAAGAAUCAGCAG